UUGGAAAAAAGAGAGAGAGAAAAAAAAAAAGAGUUAUAACAUCGCACUGAAAUUCAUAAAAUAAAAACCGGACCGGCGGAUCCAAAUCAAAUCAAAAUCCUAACCCGAAAGCCUCCCGAUUACCCCAAAUCUCUCUUCUUUUCUCCUCUCUCAGCUCACCAUCCAAGAGAGAGAGAGAGAGAGAGAAAGAGAUCGCUUCGUUUCGUUUCAAAAUCUUGCAUUUCUCAAGUUCUCUUUCUUUGCCCAAAAUACCCUUGUCUCUCUUUUCAAUGCCAAGUCCAAGGUAACGCCAUAAGAAAGAAACCGAGCCGCCGAACCAUGAUCGUUCGAACUUACGGUCGCCGCAACCGUGGUUUAACCAGGACAUUCUCCGACUCCCUAAACGACGACGUCUCUGACUCCCCUCCUCUGUCCCAAGAAACGGUGCCGUCUCAGGACAUCUACAGUUUCCCUUUUACCACUCAUGAAUCCUCUUCCUUCUGGCCAUCCUCUCAAGAAUUCAACGACGACGAUUACAAGAACCAAGUAACGACCGUUAAAACAACCCAAAGUAAUUUCGAUUUUGACGAUUCGAGAAACGGCGUCGUGAGGAGAUCCAAGAAACAGAAGCAAAUCCAGAGCAAGAAAGAGGUAGGGUAUUCUUCUGUGCCCUGGAUUUCACCGACUUCGACUCUUAUGGAGGCUCAAGAAUUCGGAGAAAUGAUGGAGCACGUUGACGAGGUUAAUUUCGCGCUUGACGGUUUAAAGAAAGGCCAGCCAGUGAGGAUCAGAAGAGCGAGUCUCUUGUCUUUGCUUUCAAUUUGCGGCACAGCUCAACAAAGGAGACUUUUGAGAACUCAUGGGAUGGCAAAGACAAUAAUUGAUGCUAUUUUGGGGCUCAACUUUGAUGACAUCCCAAGCAAUCUGGCUGCUGUGGCCCUUUUCUAUGUCUUGACCAGUGAUGGUCAAGAUGAGCAUCUCUUGGAAUCACCUGGUUGCAUUCGGUUUCUAAUUAAAUUGUUGAAGCCAGUUAUCCCCACUGCUAAAGAAAACAAAACAGGGAAAGUGGGCUUUAAGCUUUUGGCAUUACGCAAGGAUGCCAACGUCUCACGGGAUACAAAUAAAGUGUUGGAUUCAAGCUCUGCUGCCAUCAUUUCCAAAGUUGAGGAAAUUCUUGUUACUUGCAAGGAAAUGAAGUCAAGAUGUGGGGAUGAUAGUGGUUUAAGGAGGCCAGAGUUAAGCCCGAAAUGGAUAGCUUUGUUGACUUUAGAGAAAGCUUGUUUGUCUAAAAUUUCUCUUGAAGAUACAACUGGUACAGUAAGGAAAACUGGGGGCAAUUUCAAGGAGAAACUAAGAGAGUUUGGAGGACUUGAUGCUGUGUUUGAAGUGGCCAUGGAGUGCCACUCUGUUAUGGAGGGUUUGGUGGAUCAGAGUUUAUAUUCUACUCUUACAGAAGAUAAAAAGGAUGUGCAGAGCCUGAUGCUGCUUUCAAAAUGUUUGAAAAUCAUGGAAAAUGCUGCAUUCCUAAGUAGUGACAAUCAGAGUCAUCUGCUAGAAAUGAAAGGGCAAUUGAAAUCUCAUGGAUCUCGGUUAUCUUUUACGAAGCUUGUUAUAAGUGUAAUCAAGAUUCUCUCAGGGCUUUAUCUUAAAAGUUCUUCUGCAUCGUCCAGUACUGAAAGGGCUUGUAGUAAUUCUAAAGCAACGGUUGAUGCCAAUGAAUUUGCUUUAGCUACAGACUUUAAAGUGGAUAGACAUGAUGUUAUCUCCAUUAGUUCGUCUGAAAAAUUCUCUAGCAUAGAGUGGUCGUUCUCUGAAAAGAGCUUCAAUACAUCUCGGAAUGACCCAGGGCCCUCCACUCAGUGGCUGGGCCGUUCUGUACCUUGUUUUCAAACUGCGGCAGCAUCCAUGAAUGAUAGUUGUUUGCUAAAAAUGAGAAUCCAUUCUUCCUUGUCCAGCUCUUGUAGUGGGAAAUUAGGAAGUUCAUAUGAUGAAAUACCUGUAACAAGCAAUGGGUCGGGGACUCUGUGUGAGAGACCUGAUGUUACAAAGGAUGGCAAAUGGCAACUUUUAGAGGAUAGUCAGGAUCCUUUUGCAUUUGAUGAAGAUGAUUUUGUGCCUUCAAAGUGGGACUUACUAUCUGGGAAAAAAAAGACAUCCCAAACUAAAAAACAUGGGAAACUUGGGCUAAAAAAUAGAGAAAUUGAAGAUGAGUAUCAAUACCAAUUUACAAUGAGCCAACAAGAAUCAAGUAAUGGGGAAAUUUUCCAGACAGAAUCUAUCAAUGAAGAAUAUCAUCAUUCUAAUGCAACUUCUGGUUCUAAAAGUGCUGAAGAAGAAUAUUCCAGCCUUCUUUCAGACUGCCUCCUUGCUGCUGUCAAGGUUUUGAUGAAUUUAACAAAUGACAACCCUCUUGGCUGUCAGCAAAUUGCUGCCUCUGGGGCCCUAGAGACCCUGUCUACAUUGAUAGCCUGCCACUUCCCUUCAUUCUGCUCAUAUUUGCCUCGCAUCAGCGAAACGGAAGAGAAUUCUCUUAGCAUAGAACUUGACAACCGGAAUGACAGACCUCUUACUGAUCCAGAGUUGGAUUUCCUUGUAGCAAUACUGGGUCUGCUUGUGAACCUAGUAGAGAAGGAUGAACAUAACAGAUCACGGCUUGCAGUAGCUUCUGUUUCUUUACCAAAUUCCAGUCGCAUGGCUGUAAUUCCACUGCUAUCUGCCAUCUUUCUUGCAAACCAAGGAGAAGAUGAUGGUACUGGAGAAGUUCUGCCUUGGAAUGAUGAGGCUGCUAUGCUACAAGAAGAGAAAGAAGCAGAGAAGAUGAUUUUAGAAGCCUAUGCGGCUCUACUACUUGCAUUUCUUUCUACUGAAAGUAAGAGCACACGAAAUGCAAUAGCUGAUUGUCUCCCAAAUCACAGCCUGUCAAUUCUGGUACCUGUGUUGGAGAGAUUUGUGGCAUUUCAUUUUACAUUAAACAUGAUUUCUCCAGAGACUCAUAAAGCUGUGAGUGAAGUGAUUGAGUCAUGUAGGAUACCAUGAGAACUAAUGAAAUGUUUUGUACAGCCCUGUCUUCCAUUUUAGAUUAGCUGUUUGUAUCACACAAUGCCAGUGCUCACAAGGAUGGGAGCGGGCAGCACACUGUAUCAAACUUGCCACAGACCUCUGUUAUAGUCCAUUGACCCGUUUGUUUGUUUUUACCCCCACAAAUUUUUCCUUUUUGUUUUUGUAGUUUUUGUUUUUUCUGACAGUAUUAUUCUUUGUAGCACUAUUCCAUCGUUUUGAUGCAGGCCAACACUCAGUGUACAUGAAAGUGAAAGUUCAAUCAAGAAGUU
Molecule: messenger RNA, 3308 nt
Organism: Durio zibethinus
Lineage: Eukaryota; Viridiplantae; Streptophyta; Magnoliopsida; Malvales; Malvaceae
Product: wings apart-like protein 1
Source: RefSeq, a predicted model, not a curated record